Molecule: messenger RNA, 918 nt
Organism: Pochonia chlamydosporia 170
Lineage: Eukaryota; Fungi; Ascomycota; Sordariomycetes; Hypocreales; Clavicipitaceae
Exons: 2
Coding region: 1-918 (305 amino acids)
Source: RefSeq, a predicted model, not a curated record
AUGGAGAAGUCCGAAGUAGACAUUUUGGGAGUGGUUCAAGUUCCUCUGCAAAACUUGCAGUUUGUGGAGGGGGUAGGAGAGCGGUUACACAACACCCGACAAACAGAACGGCUCCAAACACUAUUUGAGUGUAAUUCGGCUGAUCAUGAAAAUAGUAGGCAUUGGAUUGACGGCUAUAUCGACAAUGCCGAAGCGCCGUCAUUCCUGAACAAGCUGGGCUUGUCUCGUCAGGAUCUCAAUCGACAUAACCUCGAUGGCAAUUCCCUUGCCUUGAUGACCACUUCGUGUGCUUCACUCAGGGUCGCCACCGGAUCGAAGCGACAACGAAUAUUAACCCACAUGAGCGGUGGACCGUUAGGCUGUCAUCAUGAGACCCCAGACUCGGAUGGGCGUGUAUACUGCAAGCUGCGAGAGUAUGGAGACGGCAGUUUGGAGUUCCAUGAGUGGCAUCAACGUUUGAGUAAAUCGAAACAGUACAUCUUUCAACGACUCACCCAGCGUGUUCCUAUGAUGGAGGCACUAGACUUGCUGGGGCAUUUUCCGGCUGUUGUUGAUUUCCUCCAGCUUGGAUGCUACAGCUCGGUUUUUGACAACCGUAUUUUUGGAGAGACUAUUGCCGGUUGGAACCUCAUAUACACAGGAUGGUCGAGGCUCACACUUGGCAGCAGAUUUUUGCAACACUCUAUUGAUCGGGACACAGUCCUCGCCCUGGAGGGCCGCGCCCCUGCCGCUAGCAAAGCAGACCAGCUGUGGAUUCACCAGGCCUUCGCAAGCGGCCAAGUUUGGCCCGGUAUUACUGACCCACAGCAGCGACGUGAAUUGGAAUACCGAGUGCAAUCAUUUGAGGGCAUUAUACCGAGUCUCAAAUGGCUGCAGGCCAACCUCCUGUAUUUGAACGUAGCAGCCGGCAUCAUUUAG